Neomonachus schauinslandi (Hawaiian monk seal) is the source of this 4706-nucleotide messenger RNA. It is a transcript of the gene UHMK1, whose product is annotated as U2AF homology motif kinase 1. Gene Ontology annotation, cellular component: neuronal ribonucleoprotein granule; nucleus. Gene Ontology annotation, molecular function: ribonucleoprotein complex binding; protein serine/threonine kinase activity; ATP binding. Bases 145 to 1404 code for a protein of 419 amino acids. NCBI's taxonomy places the organism in Eukaryota, Metazoa, Chordata, Mammalia, Carnivora, Phocidae. The record is from RefSeq and is a predicted model, not a curated record. The transcript has 8 exons. Gene Ontology annotation, biological process: regulation of protein export from nucleus; peptidyl-serine phosphorylation; positive regulation of translational initiation.
CUGAGGUCCCGGCAGUCGGAGAGGCGGCUGCAGGCCCCUCCCUGCGGAGCCGCUGGUCCGGCAGGCGGGGAUGUGACCGCGGGCCCUGUCGGCCUGCCCCGGGCGUCGCCUCAGCUGCCGUGCCAGUGCCCUCCGUCCACACCGAUGGCGGGAUCCGGCUGCGCGUGGGGCGCGGAGCCGCCGCGGUUUCUGGAAGCCUUCGGGCGGCUGUGGCAGGUACAGAGCCGCCUGGGGAGCGGCUCCUCGGCCUCGGUGUACCGGGUGCGCUGCUGCGGCACCCCCGGCUCGCCCCCCGGCGCCCUCAAGCAGUUCUUACCGCCGGGAACCACGGGCGCCGCGGCCUCGGCCGCCGAGUACGGUUUCCGCAAAGAGAGGGCGGCGCUGGAGCAGUUGCAGGGUCACAGGAACAUCGUGACUUUGUAUGGAGUCUUUACAAUCCACUUCUCUCCAAAUGUGCCAUCACGCUGUCUGUUGCUUGAACUCCUGGAUGUCAGUGUUUCGGAAUUGCUUUUAUAUUCCAGUCAUCAGGGUUGUUCCAUGUGGAUGAUACAGCAUUGUGCCAGGGAUGUUCUGGAGGCCCUUGCUUUUCUUCACCAUGAGGGUUAUGUCCAUGCAGACCUCAAACCACGUAACAUAUUGUGGAGUGCAGAGAAUGAAUGUUUUAAACUCAUUGACUUUGGACUUAGCUUCAAAGAAGGUAAUCAGGAUGUGAAGUAUAUUCAGACAGACGGGUAUCGGGCUCCAGAAGCAGAACUGCAAAAUUGCUUGGCCCAGGCUGGCCUGCAGAGUGAUACAGAAUGUACCUCAGCUGUUGAUCUUUGGAGCCUAGGAAUCAUUUUACUGGAAAUGUUCUCAGGAAUGAAACUGAAACAUACAGUCAGAUCUCAGGAAUGGAAGGCAAACAGUUCUGCUAUUAUUGAUCACAUAUUUGCCAGUAAAGCAGUGGUGAAUGCCGCAAUUCCAGCCUAUCACCUAAGAGACCUUAUCAAAAGCAUGCUUCAUGAUGAUCCAAGCAGAAGAAUUCCUGCUGAAAUGGCAUUGUGCAGCCCGUUCUUUAGCAUUCCUUUCGCCCCUCAUAUUGAAGAUCUGGUGAUGCUUCCGACUCCAGUGCUAAGACUACUGAAUGUGCUGGAUGACGAUUAUCUCGAGAAUGAAGAGGAAUACGAAGAUGUUGUAGAGGAUGUAAAAGAGGAAUGUCAAAAAUAUGGACCAGUGGUAUCUCUCCUUGUUCCAAAGGAAAAUCCUGGCAGAGGACAAGUUUUUGUUGAAUAUGCAAAUGCUGGUGAUUCCAAAGCUGCUCAGAAAUUACUGACUGGAAGGAUGUUUGAUGGCAAGUUUGUUGUGGCUACAUUCUACCCACUGAGUGCCUACAAGAGGGGAUAUCUGUAUCAAACUUUGCUUUAAUCAGUAACCUAAGGAUUCUUUCCUGUUUCUCCUCCUCCAUUUCCUGGGUUAUUGUAUUCUAUAUCUGAAUGCAGAAGUACCCCCUUACCAUUUUAAGGGAAUACUUUGUACAUUUAUUUAAUCCUACUCAUGUGGCUGCAUUGCAGACGUUUGGCACUGAGUAGGACAAGACCUCUCAGCUAUACAUUGAGGGGUUCUAGAGCAUCCAUAUGGGCAACCUUCUUUUGUGCAGUAGGGCGAGUGCUGCUCUUCAGUAUGUAACCUAAAAAGAUUAAUUAUUUCAUGUGAUCAUGAAGCAAGGAUGAAUAAUAUCAUGUCAUAGUGAAUAUUAACAAAUUUGUCAAGAGUUGGUGACAUCCCUUACAGGUUGUUCCUUUAUGUUGUCAGGUGGUUCUUCCUUAUCACUGAUAUUCAUAGCUGGCCCUGGAUGCUCCCAGUCAUUGUUAAGUAACUGUCAAGCAGCAAUUACCUACUGUGUUCUUAACACUGAGUUACAAAUUUUUUUAAAGGAGUACUGUAGUACUGAAUAUUCCUUUAAAGAAACUGCAGUGAGCCUAUCUACUUCUUUUUCUUUUUUUUUUUUUUUUAAUUAAGGCUUUUCAAAUAGAAAGCUGAUGCUUGAUCUUGCACAAUUUUUAUGUCUAGUAUGUAUGCUUGAGUGAGCGUGCAGGUAUGAAAGAUUAGAGAAGAUUUGAGUCAGCGUGCUUUAUAGUGUGAAUCUUGUGAGCUAAUACAGUCUAUACCUAUCUCUUCCCUAGCUGUUUCAUAUCUGUCAGGAUACAUGUUUUUUGAGAGUUGGUCUAUCUGAUAGAAUGUAAGUGAGAAAAUAGUUCAUUCCUGAGAGGCUCAGAACAAAUGAGUCUAGACUGAGUUACACUGAAACUCUCUUAAAGUGAUUGGAACAAAGCAAAAGAUCACCCUAUCCUCCAGUCUCCUUGAGACCCUGAUUAGCUCAUCUUUUUUGUACGGAAUCUCCUGUGAUCAUUGUACGAUUUCUCAAGAUACAGUUCUGCCUACAAUGAUGGAAAUUGAGUGGGUCAAAAAGAAAGAUGUUCAGUGAAGGGAAAAGAAAAAAUAGGCAAAGAGAAAGUGAACAAUCCAGGAUUCUUUUUUUUCUUCUUUCCUUUCUCUGUCAUCCCCUUCCCUCCCCUAUGUCUCCUCUUCACCCGUUCUCUGCCUGUCUCUGUAGCUGAAGAGAAGCUAGAGGAACAGCAUCCCAGAUGGUCUGGCUUUUGACUGCAGGGAAGUUAAGAAAGGUGUAGCUCUCAUAAGAUGGAAGUAGAAAGGAAGAAAAACUCAUAAAGAAUUCUUAGAAGGAUUCUCGGCAAUCUAAUGUGUCCCUGAGCACAGGAUGCUGGUAUGCAUGAGUUUGUGAACAUGGGUUGAUGACGUGGUUUUAGGAAUUGUAAUUAUGGAUUCCUCCCACUUUAUGGUAGAUUGACUUCAAAGGUUUAAAACUUAGGAAACCUUUAUAAAGCACUGAUUAUACAAAAAAAAAAGUUGUAUACAGGUUAUGAAUUUUCUUCUUAUUUCCUUAUCUAAAUGAAAAUUUUUAAUUUUUUUUCCUAAGGAAAAAGCCUUUUAUAUCUUUCCCUGUUGGAAGCCUCCUCAUAGAGUCUUUCCUUGUGUGUGCCAUGCAGGUUAUUGAGAGCCCAGCUAGGAAUUUACAUUUCAGAGGAUGAAUUAUCUUACCUAUUCAUAUUACUAUUACUAUUUGACAUUUGAGUUAUUUACAGUUAUAUUAUUCAGGACUCACCCUUAAUAUUUAUUAUGAAGCCAAAUUUGGUGUAAGGAGGCUGAUUUAUGAAUUGCCAAAAGGCCUUGUGGCAUGGUCCCCAAGGGAAAAUUGUAAGUGUCUAGUAGGUGCCCUUAGGAGGAACUGUUAUUUCUCAUUUUGGCCCUCUCAGAAAUUGAUUAGCUGGUUUGUUUCCAAAUAAAAAUUCAAAAGAGUGUAACCAAUACUCUGGAGACCUAAGCUUUCCUAAAACAAAUGUUUGUAGGGGUAGCAGCUUCAGUGAUUAGAAACACUAGGUUCUUCCAUAUAUACCGAUGAACACAGAAUACAAAUGAGUUCUUAAGAGCAGGUAUUCUAGGCUAGCGCAUGUCCCUUUCUCAUUCCCCCCACCCCCACCAAGAAAAAACCCUGACAAGUAAACUGCAGGUAGGCUUCCGAGCUUAGGGAUGCAGUAUGCUGCUAGCAUCUUGAUGCUGAAUUUCACCACAUUCCUGGAUUGUCUUACUGCUCUUGUAUUCAUACCUAUGUGUAGUGUUUGACACUGUAGAAUUGUAUUACAGAAGAUGCUAACUAGAUUUUAAGGGAGCUAAGGGACUAAUUGAUGAGCCUAAGUAACCAUGCGUUGAAUUAAAUAUUUUAUAUUAAAGCCACAGAAUUGAAAAAAGAUGCCUCCUGCGAUUUAAAUGGUGAUUUUAUAGCUUUUAGCCCAUUACUACCAAAGAUGACAUUUGCAGAUCCUCCCUCCCUCCUCUGAUAUUAUAAGAAGUUUAAUCUUACUGUCUUUCUCAAACCUGAACCAAAUAUUACCAAAAGAUGCAAUUUUUAUGAUUCUUUUAGGGUGAAAUAUAUACACAGAGAUUUUGAUUUCUUGAAGUUACUAAAAACCUAGGAAUUUUCUUUUUGAGAGGCAGGGUAAAGAGGCGAGGGUUUUUGUCACUUAAACCUUACUCUUUUGGACAAAUUUGAUCUCAGGUAGUUUUUCUUUCCCUAAGUUAACGUCUGUGCUUCCUUUCCUCUUGCCUUUCCAAUUUCUUCUUAUUCCAUGGUUUCGUCAUGGUACAUUUUUGGCCCAGAAAAGACAUGUAAAUUGAUUAUUCUGUAGGAAAUCUUUGGUUCUUGGGAAACAUUCAGAGGAGGUCGCUAGCUAGCCACUUUCAAAACUCGAAUGCUCCAUUUCAAGGAGAGCAAGUGGCAUCCGACAGCUCAGUAAAAGAUAGCACUAACUCCAACUAUUGGCUGCAUUUUAAAGGAAUAAUAAAAAAUUAUCCUCUUGCAGUAAGAGAUUGCACUUGCUACCACUGGAUGUCUUCCUUUGGUCUGUGGCCAUCAGUAGAGCAACUCUUCGGGGAAAUUCCUUCUCUGCUAUGCCUUGAGCCCAAAGUGGCUGCUUUUGGAACAAAACCAUAAAUACAGUUUUACCUGUCCUUUCCUUUGUUUUCAUUGAGACAAGGAUUGCCUUCUUUUUGGUACUCCAGCUGCUAAAGCAUGCUGAGAUAUGUUAAGUUAACCUUUAAGAAAAAAAAAAAAGAUCCUUGAAUUCUUAUUUAACUUGCCUUCUAGAUUAUAU